Molecule: messenger RNA, 3620 nt
Organism: Ostrea edulis (European flat oyster)
Lineage: Eukaryota; Metazoa; Mollusca; Bivalvia; Ostreida; Ostreidae
Exons: 11
Coding region: 368-1858 (496 amino acids)
Source: RefSeq, a predicted model, not a curated record
CUCGUUUCCACAGAAACUACAACCCAGGGUUUUUAUCAUUUAUGGCAGGCAUUUUCACCUGUUAGUCCCAGCCCCCAAAGGAUGGUUUUCGGCACCAAAUUUAACAGGAAGGGAGAAAAUGCAACGGAGCAGACCGGGAUUUGAACCUGGGCCCACUGAAUCUCUACCUAGAGAGAGAGAGAAAAAGAAUUCAAUGUUGCAUCUUUAAAACGCUUUAUUGCUAAGGAGAGAGCGAAGAAGAAUUCAAGCUGAAAUAUUACAUUGAGCGUUUCCAAAACAUGAUAUUUCAAGUCUAAACAAUAUCGAGAAGGCAUUGCGCAAAAAUCUCCAGAAUCCUCUUGUGCGGAUAGUAAACAGAUCUCUAGUUAUGGCAAGUGUUGAGACACCAAAUCUGGUUGAAGGAGGUAUUGAUGUUGGGAAAUCAAACCUUUCUCAGACUGACACGAAUCAAGAAAAUGAAAAUCCAAACAUACCUGCAACUACCUCACAGACUGCUGAAACUCAAGACAUACCACUGCAAGAAAUUGGAAAAGAGAAUUGUCAACGUCCUGCAGUGAAUGGUGCAUUUUCCAUGGAUGAUGAAAACAAACAAGAAAGCAUUCCACCAGUUACAUACCAUGACAUAAUUCCAGAGCUUCUGAUGAGAGCAGAGACAAAAGAUCAUGCUCCCCAGUACUCUCGGUUUGGAACACUGAUUGAGAGAGCAAAUGACUGGCUGAAGGAAAACCCGGGUCAGAUGCUGUGGAAAUGUGAGACUGUGAUAUUUAAACUCGGGACAGAUGAAAAUGUCAAUACUGAUGAUGUUUAUUUCAUGGAGUCUGCUUAUGGAACCAAUGUAUUCCUCAUGGGUCUGAGGCUAUGGCUUGUACCUAGACCCUCCCCAGACAUUCCAGUGGAACAAAUUGGUUACACAUCAGCUUUACCCGGACGGCAAACUGCAAUAAUGCAAGGACAAUAUGAAUCUUGUAUUAACGUGUCACAAGGGAUCAAGCUCACAGAGAUGCUUGGAAAUCUGAACAAACAGAUUAUGAAGAAUCCCUUGCCAGGAAACAUUUUGAAUGUGGAGACCAUGGUUUAUCGAAUUUCAACUGACUUUGGAGAACCGCUGGCAGUGGAUCCCGAUCAAACGUGCUGGGCUGAAAAUGGAGGAAAGGCUGCGGCCGCUAUCCAUGGCCUGAGGAUCUACUUCAUUAUUGGAAAGCCCCAAUACUGUACUAUUGGUUUCCAUGAUGAACAGCCAGACAUAUCUGAGAGCUCUUUUGGAUCAACAAUUAAGUUUUUGCCCUUCAGAAGGGUUGUUGCCAGAAUGGGCAUGUGGUUAAAGAAACAAAAGAACUUGAGAGUUUUGAAUCUACAAAGCAUCAGUGUGAAGUGUGUAAUGGACUCAAAAGGUUUUCUCAAAGUAGACCGAGAAGAGUGCACCACCCAGGAGCCAGCACACAUCGAGACAAGAUACUGCAAGAUCCUCCGGACAUUCUUCCAGGUCAACUCCACCAAAUCAGAUGAGGCCCCUUACAAGUCCCUUAAUCUGUCCACACGCCUCUUUGUCCCAGUCAGGGUGUACGGACGCGAUUUUGAAUCCUGGUCCAAGACUAUGAUGAGGCUGACAAAAUGGAUGAACUACACAAAGAUUCCUCCGUUUGGUGUUGAGACUGUAAAGUACCAGAUCUACAUAGAUGGCUACAACACGCCUGUUUUAGAGGAUAAAGUCGACACAUCCAUCAGGCGAAAUAUGGGGCGUUACCAACUUUCUACAAUCAGGAUGUACUUCCCUGCGGCGUAUGAGGAACCACCCACAGAAGUGGCCCCUGAGGUGGACACCGGUUAUUAUGCUUCGUGGGGAUGCUCCAUUUCAUAGAGUGACCAAUCAGAGACUUUGACCUGAAAACCUACCCGUCCAUCAAUCACUGUGGUGGCUGAACUUGUGACCGUUCUUCAGAAAAAAGAUUUCCAGUUUGUUAUUACUUGUAAUAUUUUAUGUGUUAUGAAUUAGAAAAUUUACACAUGGGUCUACACAAAUUGAGAACUUGUGAAAAUUGACUCACUGUUUCAUGUCAGUUCCCAUCUGUAUCACAGCGUUAGUUCACACAGAUUUGUAUGUGUAAGAAUUGACCAACCCCAGCCUUUCAGUUCCCCUUGUACUGCAGUUUCCAUAAUUGCAUGUUUGUUGAGUUUAUUUUCAAUCAAAUUGUGGUAAUGUUUAUGUAUUAAAUCAAGCAGUAUAUGGGAUACAAACUUACAAUCAAUUUUCAAAAUGUUUUUAUAUGUACAGUACUUAAUUUGUCAGUUACUAAAUAGAGUUUAGUUUAUUAUUUUGCCUUGUAAUGUUUAUAUUCAAUGUCAUAUAAAACUCCCAAGAUCGGGUAGUUUUACUUCACAGAAAUUGUGCAAUGAUGAGUGUUCAAUAUCAUGUCCAGUUAAUAUAAAUGAUAUUACAUUCCUUCCCAGUAGGUUGAGAAGGCCAUAUUGUGCAUAAUGAUAGUAUUUUCCACGAUCAUGUGUGAUGUUUAUUUCAUGAGAAUGUGAACUUUUCUGAUCUGUGUGCCACAUGCUGUCUUUGUAAUCAUCGGCUUUGUUAACUUUUUACAUUUUGGACCUCUUCUCCAGAACCAAUCAAACUUGGCACAAAUUAUCCUUAAAUAAAGGGGAUUCAUGGGUCAUUUUUUUGGCAGGGUGGAUGGGUUGUUUUGUUGGGUUUUUUUAUUUCAAAUGAAGGCAUAUCUCCUUUCCAAGGGGGAAAUAAGUUAGAAAUAGUGAUACUAGCUCCCAUUUUGGUGUCGAAAAUUUGUGUUGUAAAAUUGUAAUUACUAUUUAAUGAAAGAAAAAAAUCAGGUUUAUAAAAUUUUGUUAUCAAUAUAUGUGUUAGAAAACCUAUCCAGAGGCUCCGUAUGAAGCCAGAUUACAUUAUUGUCUUCCUGUACACAAUUUUCCCCCUUUAUAAUGCUAUAUACAUGUAUUCAAUAGAACCAAAAUCUUUAGUUUGAUAAAAUCUUCAAUUUCAUUUUAAUUUUAUCAAUGACUAUGGUUAGAGUUGCAUACAAAACUAUCAUAAUAGUACAAUUUUACAACGAAAUAAAAUUUUCCGAUUUAGAGCUACAACUUUAAAAAUGUCCCUAUGCACUAUAAAUUCAAAUUUCCUGAACAGGGUUCUGUAGAUCUCCACUCAUAUCAGUCUGAAUUAUUCAAUGAGCUCAGGUAAGCAUUGUGGCACAUGGUCCCCAUGACAUUACAUGUACUGUGUAUUACACAGAUUGUGAGAUUAGUGUCAAUCAUACCAUUUGACAUAAAUGUUAUUUAUCAACAACUACUUGGCCUAGGUUGAUUUUUGUUGUUUACAUUAUGUAUUUUUCUCUUUAUCCAACAUUUUAACUUUACAGAUUUUUAUAAUUUAUCUCUGUUUGUAGAUGUAUUUGAUAUUGUAAGUGAUGUUUACAAAACUGUGCAGAGUGCAGUAUGUGUAUCAGUACUAACACGAAAUGCAAAAGUUGAUAUUCAAUAAUUUAUUAAAUUAUUAAUAAUAUGUUAUUUUUCCGUCCAUAUCAUACUUAGUUUGAUGUGUAUAAUGAUCUGAUCUUCAUAUGUACAUUUUUCUUCACAUAAAUAAAAACAUUUUCCUUUUA